AUGAGUCCGCCCAGGUCGAAUCCCGAACAAGUUCCCCCAAGAUCCCAUCCUGUCCCAACUAGAAGCGCAUUUGACUUAGAGGGGUAUAUUGAACAAGGUCGUUUGGCCCUCGAAAGCCUGCGAAUAAGUUUCGAAUGUGAAAGAGCAGCUUUCGCAGAGGAGCGUAAGCUGUGGGAAAAGGAGCGCUGUAUCAUGCAGCAAAGAAUCGCGGAGCUUGAAGGGCCAGGUGGCAAAGCCGGCAAUGCAGCAGCAACAGGGCCAAAGGUCAACCUUUUCAAAGGACCCCAGGCGGAAGAGCAGCAUCACGUAUGGGAAGGCUCCAGUCCGACAGCUAGACCCUCACGGGUAUUCCCAGGAGAUGUGCCGCAGGCGGAACCCGAAUCAGAAGGGCCCGGGUUAUCCCCGUCAUUAGACGAUGCACUGUCCCCUAGAUCUCGUCCGAUUGACCGAUCUGGCCACGUACCCGUUCCAAUUGAACUCGUAGACAGCUCAUUGGAUGGUAUAACACUGAAAUCUACAGCACUACCACCCGAUAUCGCUGCCAGAGUCUCCCCGCCGAUCUUGACAAGUUUCGGGUCUCGUGAUACCGCGCCUUUCCAUAAGCCAGUGGACACAGAGCUCAACCCCGGCUUGCCAUCGCAGGAACCACCCUGCUUAGCGUCCCCUCUCGGCGGCAUCCCAAGUGACACAUAUCGCACUCCAAUGGUACCUCUCGAUCAAGCUGUGGAGACUAUGUUUCCUUUCCCUAUCGCCGAGUCAAUGCCUAACGAAUCGCCUCAUGCUCCAUUCCCAUCACUUUUUCCAGUCGCGAGCCUCGACACAGCUCACUACCACAAGGAGCUGGAUGACGAUCCCGCUCUCCAAGGCACACUGGGUUUACAGAAUGACAUCGAGCAGGAUUUGGAAUUCCUCGAAGAGCUAGACGAGAAACUCUUAAAGGAAGCUCAGAGAGCUCUAUCUCGACCCUCUCUCUCAUCGGACGAGGAAGAUGGGCAAGAUGAUGGAGAGCCGCCCGAACCGGAGCCAGAAAUAAGGUUCAAGCGCAGUACGAACUUUGGGAGUGCCUUUGGAUCAACGCAACUUGGUUCAUAG
Molecule: messenger RNA, 1092 nt
Organism: Coccidioides posadasii C735 delta SOWgp
Lineage: Eukaryota; Fungi; Ascomycota; Eurotiomycetes; Onygenales; Onygenaceae
Source: RefSeq, a predicted model, not a curated record